Messenger RNA from Nerophis ophidion (straightnose pipefish), 5238 nucleotides. RefSeq names its product HECT domain containing 2 (gene hectd2). The record is from RefSeq and is a predicted model, not a curated record. Gene Ontology annotation, molecular function: ubiquitin protein ligase activity. NCBI's taxonomy places the organism in Eukaryota, Metazoa, Chordata, Actinopteri, Syngnathiformes, Syngnathidae. Gene Ontology annotation, biological process: protein polyubiquitination.
CCAGAAGCCCCUCCCCUCUCGCAAGAUGGCGCCGGGCCGCCACAGACGUCGGUCUGUUGUUUACUUCCGGUCGCCCAGCGGCAACGUCGUGCCGUGAUCGCGCGUGCACGGGGGCAGUGCGCGUCCACGGCGGCCCACCUGUAGCGACGAAGGUAGACUUCCCUCCUCUUUUUCCCGUGGACAUGAAGCUUCCGGAUUUCCUGUGCGCGCGCAUGUGGCGCCCAGUCCGCGGCCGGAACGCGGCGACGCGAGACGACUGAAGAGUUUUUUUUUGUUUUUUCCCUCCACUGGGAGAAACGCGGAGGAUGGAUGGAGAACAUUUCGCGGUGGCGAGGGAGAGAGAGAAGCUCCCGCUGAUCUCCCACAGCUCUUCUCCGACCGGACCGACCCGCGGAGCCAAACAUCCGUUGCCGUCACUCGGGACCCUCAUCGCCACGCUCAACCACAGGAGGGACGUGACGGGGCGAGUGGCGCCCGGCGGCGGCGCGGCGGGCUUCAGGCACGUGCGUGAUCUCCCGCCAAUAUGCGGAAACGUGCGCCAUAAGCAGCGAGCGUCCAUCGACACGCUGCCCCCGGAGGCCAAGGCUCCCUUCCCCACCGACCCCGUCAUCCCACUCCGCACCAAGACCGCCAAGGACUUCCUGGAGGACACGGAGCGCGCCGUGCUGUCAGGUGACUGGCGGGAGGUCCGGGAGUUUUACCUGACCACCUUCGACUCCUUCAUCGAGCUCAACGCCGCCUUCAAGCGUGAACCCAACGGGUGCUUCAACACCAUCGACGACUCUGGGAUCAACGCCAAGUUUGUCAACGUGGUCUUCGACUCUCUGCUUAGCGCCCCUCAGGACAUCCAGAAGUCGGUGCUGAAGGGCAUCAUCAACAGUCUGCUGCGGGAGUGGAAGGGUCCUCGCACCAAAGAUGACCUGCGUGCUUACUUCAUUCUGGUUCAGAACCCUCAGUACUCCAGCACCAGCACCUACGUCAUCUACGCCCACCUGUUGAGGCAGAUGGCGGCGCUGUCCGAGGCCGACCAUCACUUCCUGGUCCACUGGCUGAAAAAGUUGUCGGCGCGGCGUUUCCGUCAGCUGGUAGAGCGCCUCCUGCAGUUCAUCUCCACCCGGCUGUUUCCUGCCGAGCCCGACGAGCUCCCGCCGGCGUCCAAGUGCUCGUGGUGGAUCCCGUCGGCCACCAAAGUGCUGGCCCUCUUCAACGCGGCCAACAGCGUGGCGUCUCCUCCCAUCAUGCCGUUCACCGACUUCUACAACAUCACCCUGGAGCACAUCGACUAUGAGGAGUAUCGGACCUGGCAGAGCUACGGAAACUCCAACAGGUUCUCCUUCUGCCAGUUCCCCUUCAUCCUGUCCACGGCGGUGAAGAAGGCCAUCAUCCAGAAGGACUCGGAGCAGCAGAUGAUCAGCCAGGCCAGGCAAAGUCUGGUGAGCAAAGUGUCGCGGCGUCAGCGCGUGGACAUGAACCUCCUCUUCCUCAACAUCAAAGUACGACGGGCACAGCUCCUCGCCGACUCGCUGGACGAGUUGACCAGGAAGCGGUGCGACCUGAAGAAGAAGCUGCGAGUGACGUUUGUAGGAGAGGCGGGACUUGACAUGGGCGGUCUGACCAAGGAGUGGUUCCUGCUGCUCGUCAGGCAGAUCUUCCACGCCGACUACGGAAUGUUCACCUUCAUGAAGGACUCACGCUGUCAUUGGUUCAGCAGCUGGAAGUGUGACAACUACUCCGAGUUUCAGCUCAUUGGGACUCUGAUGGGCUUGGCGGUUUACAACAGCAUCGCACUGGACAUCCACUUCCCUCUUUACUGUUACAGGAAGCUGCUCACUCCGCCCACCAUACCAUGUGACCAGAAUGCCCUUGUUGGCAUGGCGACCGCCACCUUGGAGGACCUGCAGCAGAUCAUGCCGGAGCUGGCUCACGGCUUAGAGGAGCUGCUGAACUACGACGGGAACGUGGAGGAAGACUUUUAUCUCACAUUUCAGGUGUGUCAGGAGGAAAUGGGCGUGGUCAAAUGGUACAACCUGAAGCCAGGAGGCGACAAGAUACCUGUCAACAAACACAACAGGAAGGAGUACGUCCAUCUUUACGUGGACUUCCUGCUCAACAAGUCUAUCUGCAAGCAGUUUGCUGCCUUCUACCACGGCUUCCACAGUGUGUGUGCCUCUGACGCACUCAUGCUGCUGCGUCCGGAGGAGGUGGAGAUGUUGGUGUGUGGAAGUCCUCAGCUGGACAUGAGCGCCCUGCAGCGGGCCGCCAUCUACGACGGAUACAGCAAGAACGACGCCACCGUCAGGAGUUUCUGGGAGGUGGUGCUUGCCUUCCCGCUGGAGCUGCAGAAGAAGUUGCUGCACUUCGCCACAGGAAGUGAUCGCAUUCCCGUGGGAGGAAUGGCCGACCUAAACUUCAAAAUCUCCAAGCUGGAUGCCCCCACCGACUGGCUGCCCGUAUCGCACACGUGCUUCAAUCAGAUCUGCUUGCCGCCGUAUCGCAGCCGGAAGGAGCUGAAGCACAAACUGACCAUCGCCAUCUCCAACGCCGAGGGCUUUGGCCUCCAGUGACAUGCCGCCAUCUCCCUUUGUUUUGCUCCCCUCGACGCCGUCGCCUUUCUUAAAGGCACAGUACACGUGUAUUUAAAGGAACCCCUACGUAACACGAGCGCCUCAACAAGUUAGCGGCGCAGCUAGCGCGCCCUACUAGUACGCAUGUAAACGCAGCCCCGCUACGUGCUAAGGAAGUUAGCACAUUGUGACGCCGGCUUAGGAGGAAGCCUUGAUUGUUCGACGUUGUCGUGUCGUUUGUAGACGAAGAAGAAAUUGUUUGGUGUAGUCUUUGAUUGACAGCAGCCUUUCAGCCAAGCGUUAGCUUAGCAUUAGCUUAGCGGGACGGGUGGAGAAAUGACGAGAGCGUGAGAAAAGUUUAGUGCCAAGUGUGUUUCCAUGGUAACACCUGGUGCCAGAGCGCCGUCAGGCAAUGUGGGUCAACACACACAAACACACUCACAUACUGGUUAUCAUUGGGAAUGGGCACCAAGUUGUUGUUCAGGACUUGUGGGGACCACACUUUCUACAGGUUGUGGAGGCAUUAAAAAAUGAGGUAAAAUGGCCACUGCCCAGUUAGCUCAUACACGUCUUUAAAUCUCUGGAUUGAUGAAGUAAUGCGCUGAUCAUACUUACUGGGGACCCUGGGUAAAAAGACCAUUCUUGGGGACCAAAUUUAAAUAACUUUGCAUCAUUCACACAAAUUUGUAAGUGACUACUGAGAACCAUUUGAAGAAAAACAACAAACCACAACAAAACAAAACAACAAACCACCUUCGUUAUGGGGAUCAGGUGGAAGUGAUUAACUAUACACGGAAGAAGUGUGAGCAGAGCAGCGAGUGCAGUACCAGCGACAGCCCUAUGAGGGGGCUGCUGUGCAAAUGUCUCACUCUCAAACUAACCAGUAAACAUGUGUUUUUGGAACAAAAGUUUAAAGAUCACUUAGGCAUCUUCAGAAUGGAUCUGACUAUCAUUUAUAAAGGUUUCCCUUGAGGGGACCUGUUUUUAUGUCCCUGUACCGUCAGAGGUCCCCUAAAGGUCUGACUGUGUAAACAGAGCAAUGUCCCCAUUAAGUCAGCAUUGCCAGAACACACACACACACAUAAUGGUUAUCAAACGGAAUGGGGACCAAGUUUUUGAUCAGUACUUGUGGGGACCACCCUUUCUACAGGUUGUGGAGGCAUAAAAAAAUGAGGUAAAAUGGCCACUGCCCAGUUAGCUCAUACACGUCUUUAAAUGUCUGGGUUGAUGAAGUAAUGUGCUGAUCAUACUUACUGGGGACCCUGGGGAAAAAGACUUAAUAUGGUUCAUGGGAACCAAAAUUAUAUGAUUCUGCAUAAUUCACACAAAUUUGUACGUGACUACUAAGAACCAUUUAAAAAAAACAACAAACCACAACAAAACAAAACAACAAACCACCUUCGUUAUGGGGAUCAGGUGGAAGUGAUUAACUAUACACGGAAGAAUUGUGAGCAGAGCAGCGAUUGCAGUACCAGCUACAGCCCGAUGAGGGGGCUGCUGUGCAAAUGUCUCACAUUCAAACUAACCAGUAAACAUGUUUUUUGGGCCAAAAGCUUAAAGAUCACUUAGGCAUCUUCAGAAUGGAUCUGACUAUCAUUUAAAAAGGUUUUUCCUUUAGGGGACCUGUUUAUAUGUCCCCGUACUGUCAGAGGUCCCCUAAAGGUCUGACUGUGUAAACAGAGCAUUGUCCCCAUUAAGUCAGCAUUGCCAGAACAAACACACACACACACAUUCUGGUUAUCAAACGGAAUGGGGACCAAGUUUUUGAUCCAUACUUGUGGGGACCACCCUUUCUACAGAUUGUGGAGGCAUAAAAUGAGGUAAAAUGGCCACUGACUAGUUAGCUCAUACACGUCUUUAAAUGUCUGGAUUGAUAAAGUAAUGUGCUGAUCAUAAUUUAAUGGGGACCCUAGGGAAAAGUUUUAAUAUGGUUCAUGGGGACCAAAUUUUAAUCAUUUUGCAUAAUUCACACAAAUUUGUACGUGACUACUGAGGACCAUUUAAAAAAAACAACAAAUCCCAACAAAACAAAACAACAAACCACCUUCGUUACGGGGAUCAGGUGGAAGUAAUUAACUAUACCCGGAAGAAGUGUGAGCAGAGCAGCGAGUGCAGUCCAGCUACAGCCCGAUGAGGGGGCUGGUGUGCCAAUGUCUCACACGCAAACUAACCAGUAAACAUGUUUUUUGGGCCAAAAGCUUAAAGAUCACUUAGGCAUCUUCAGAAUGGAUCUGACUAUCGUUUAAAAAGGUUUCCCUUUAGGGGACCUGUUUUUAUGUGCCCGUACCGUCAGAGGUCCCCUAAAGGUCUGACUGUGUAAACAGAGCAAUGUCCCCAUUAAGUCAGCAUUGCCAGAACACACACACACACACACACACACACACGCACACACACGCACGCACACACACGCACGCACACACACACAGCGAGAGAGGCCAGUGGCUCUCAAAGCUUCUUUUGUCUCACUCAGUCAGUCGCCAUCCCAGUCCUGAUGACACAAGUGCAUAAACAGGAAGUAGUUGUGUUGUAAGCACACUUAAUUCCUGUUUGAGCUCGGCAGUCUUCGUCGAUUCUCCGCUUAAAUUGUACUUUUUUGUCUUGUCCUUGUUCUGUAUUAUUACCAUUCAAACUUGCUCUCUUUCACUCUUUAUUUAUUAAAAGAGACAUGAACAAA